Molecule: messenger RNA, 201 nt
Organism: Phyllostomus discolor (pale spear-nosed bat)
Lineage: Eukaryota; Metazoa; Chordata; Mammalia; Chiroptera; Phyllostomidae
Gene: DEFB114
Product: defensin beta 114
Exons: 2
Coding region: 1-201 (66 amino acids)
Biological process (GO): cell chemotaxis; defense response to bacterium; innate immune response
Cellular component (GO): extracellular region
Molecular function (GO): CCR6 chemokine receptor binding; chemoattractant activity
Source: RefSeq, a predicted model, not a curated record
AUGAAGAUCUUUUAUUACCUCCUCCAUUUUCUGUGUUAUGUGACCUUCAUUCUACCAGCCACAUGUACCUUGGUGAAUCCUGAUAAGUGCUCAAAAUCUCUUGGUCAAUGUAAGAGACGCUGUUUACCAAAUGAAAAGCGAAUUGAUAUAUGUUUCUCGCCAAGUAAGGUUUGCUGUGCUGAGAGGGAGUAUGAAGAUUAA